Molecule: messenger RNA, 621 nt
Organism: Medicago truncatula (barrel medic)
Lineage: Eukaryota; Viridiplantae; Streptophyta; Magnoliopsida; Fabales; Fabaceae
Product: MADS-box protein FBP24-like
Exons: 4
Coding region: 1-621 (206 amino acids)
Biological process (GO): regulation of DNA-templated transcription
Cellular component (GO): nucleus
Molecular function (GO): nucleic acid binding; zinc ion binding; DNA-binding transcription factor activity
Source: RefSeq, a predicted model, not a curated record
AUGAGAAGAGAGGAAGAGGCCAUGGAGUUGGAAAACCGUACAACAAGGACAAAGGAAAUAAGAGAGAAGCCGGUGGGGGCUCUAAGCCGAAUUUGGCGGAUGUCAAGUGCUACAAGUGUGGAACUAUGGGCUAUUAUGCCAAUGAUUGUAAGAAGGACAUUAAUUGUCACAAGUGUGGGAAAGCGGGUCACAAAGGCUUUUGAAUGCAAGGGUGUUGCAAAUGAUGUUACUUGCUACAAUUGUGGAGAGAAGGGUCAUAUCAGUACUAAGUGUACCAAGCCGAAGAAGGCGGCGGGAAAAAUGUUUUCUUUGAAUACGGAGGAAGUGGAGCAGCCGGAUUAUCUUAUCCGAGAAAUGUUCCAUGAGAUACCAAUUCUAAGGCAGGAAAGUCUUCGUCUUGAAUUGGAAAUUCAACGUUAUCUUGGAGAUGACAUGAAGGCUUUACGGUUUGAUGACUUGACUAAAAUUGAACAUGAAUUAGAAAUAUCUCUUGCUAAAGUUCGAAAGCGCCAGAAUGAGCUCAUGCAGCAGCAAAUUGAUAAUAUGAUCAGGAAGGAAAGAAUCUUGCAAGAUGAAAAUAUCAAUUUAUCCAGUCAUGCCAAACAUGGGUGUAAUGGAUGA